AUGACCGCCGCUGUGCAUGGCAGUGCCCUCUUGGGAGUCGGAGCCCUUCAAAUCGCCCCGGAGCUGAAGACUGCGGAGGCCGAGGUCUCCUUGCAGCGCUUCCGCAAGCAUGGCGAUGUGCAGACGGAGGCGGCAGUGGCUGCUCUCCGACAGGCGGCGCAGCUGGCAUGGAGCACCCGUCGACUGGAAGAAGGCCUCCGGGCAGCAGAUGAGGCACGUCAGUUGCUUCAAGAGCGCCGCGACCGGGAAGGGGAAUUAGAAUUCUUGUCCUGGACCAUUUGUGCUCUGCGGAGACGGCGGAACGAAGCAGAAGCAAUGCGUUUUGCACGGCGGCGGUUGGAGCUCUACCGCCAGAUGCAAAUGCUCCCGCAGGUUGCAAGUAGCCUUUGCGAGAUAGCUGAGCUCAGCCUGGCUUUGGACGAGGUCAUCGAAGCGACAGAGGCCGGCCAAGCGGCCGAAUUGAUCUUCAAGCGCUUGAAGGAUCACAGAGGCGAAGCAAGGGUUCUGCUGGAGGUUGUCGCCAAGGUGGAGACAUUGAAGGGACGCACCGAUGUGGCUCAGCUGGCUGCGAAGAAUGCAGCCUCACUCUUGCGAGAAAAUGGCGACAGCGCGGGCGAAGCAAAAGCGUUGACCGCGCUGGCAGAACAGCUAGUGUCUGCAAGCCACCACGAGGAAGCUCUCGAAAUGCUCGGGGAGGCAGCGAUCAGGUUUCGCAAGGCUAAGGAGCACACGGCUUUGGCUGAAAUGUUGAUUGCAGGCGUGACUGUCCACCUGGAUGUAGGGAGCUUGUCAAAGGCGCAACAGGCAGCAGAUACUGCCCUGGGCGUUUGCCGGCAGCUCGACAAGGACGGGGCCAGUCAGCUGGCUUCCGCCCUCCUCGCUGCAGCCAGGGCCAACUUGGCAGCUGCAUCUUCCAACAGCAUCGCUGCAGCGCUGCAGCAAGCCAAGGAGGCACAAGAGUUGUCAGCUGGGCUUCAAGACGCCAACACAGAAGCAGGUGCACGGCUGCUUCUGACUGAUGCACAGAUUGCGAGCGGAAGGCUGCAGGAUGCCCUGCGUGAAGCAUCCCGGUUGGCCACCGAGAGCAGAGACAGCGGCGAUGUGGCGGGCGAGGCGACGGCCCUAUUCUACUGCUUCCGCGCACUCUGCGACUCGGGACGUCGAGACGAGGCUCUUGGCACGCU
Molecule: messenger RNA, 1184 nt
Organism: Symbiodinium necroappetens
Lineage: Eukaryota; Dinophyceae; Suessiales; Symbiodiniaceae
Source: the annotation of a GenBank genome assembly